Molecule: messenger RNA, 549 nt
Organism: Mucor mucedo
Lineage: Eukaryota; Fungi; Mucoromycota; Mucoromycetes; Mucorales; Mucoraceae
Exons: 2
Coding region: 1-549 (182 amino acids)
Source: RefSeq, a predicted model, not a curated record
AUGAUGCAGCAAUUCCAUACCACCAUUGUCGCAAGUCUGAUUCCGUCAUCAGAACCGCAACUGCCGUUGCUGACAGCGUUUGCCAACUUUGUGUUCAUGACCGGUGUCAUAAUGCCACGCACCAUCAUGUUCAAUUUUUUAGGAUCGGUGCCUGAUACACGACGUCGUGUCAAAACUAGAUCCUUCUUUGUGCUACCUACCACCAUCCCAGCCGACAUCAAUGAGGAGAUUGUUGCACAUUCCUUUUUUGGGUUCAUGACUUUAGACCCACGCACCCCCGAAAGUUAUUUUAUUAUGAAUAAUGGCGUGGAUCAAAAUCCUUUAAAACAUUUGAUACCUGUCAAACCCGCCAAAAUAGCCUAUCGCCGCCACCUCUCGCGUGUCGGAACCAAUACUGCGUGCAAGACAGCCGUUCAAAACCAGCACGAACUUGAUGCACAACUCAAAGGCAUGUAUUCAUACGAGCGCAUGUUUUCCUAUCAAUUUACAAUGGUGUAUUAUAAAAAUAAACAUCCGGCCAAUACCAUUUCCAACUACGCCAUAUUAUAA